AUGCGUCUUCUCGCCAUAUCUGCGGCUCUGCUCGCAGUGGUCGCCGCUAGCGCUCAUAAGACCAAGCGCGAGAUUGGCGAACACCAACUGGAGGCAGCAAAGCGUUGGCAGACUAGCGGCUCUCAAAGUCGGAGCGUAAAGCGCAGUGGUGUUCAGAAUAUUACAUUCACGAACCCAAAGGCCUCAGAGUUUUAUGUCGAUGGCACGUCCCUUCCUCUCGUUGACUUCGACGUCGGUCCUAGCUGGGCAGGUCUUCUACCUAUCAGCAACAGCACUAAUGAGACUCGUCAGCUCUAUUUCUGGUUUUUUCCUCCCGGCCCCGAAGGGAGUCUUGAUGAUCUAAUCUUUUGGACAAAUGGUGGCCCUGGUUGCUCCUCCCUCGAAGGUUUGCUGCAAGAGAAUGGGCCUUUCAGUUGGUCUUGGGGUCAGGCCAAACCAACGGCGAAUCAACAGAGCUGGACCAACCUGUCCUCCGUCCUUUGGGUUGAGCAACCUGUUGGAACGGGAUUUUCCCAGGGCAUCCCAGACGCACAGAACGAGGACGAUGUUGCUGCUCAACUCGUCGGCUUCUUACAGCAAUUCCUUGAGGUCUUUUCGGAGCUCAAAGGCAAAAAGCUGUAUCUAACGGGUGAAAGCUAUGCUGGAACAUACGUGCCUUGUGAGUCAGAAGUCAUUUUCUUUGAACGUGACUUAAAGACCAAUGAAGAUAUCGCCAACUAUAUCUACGAGAAUUCCACUCAAUUGGACCUCUCGUUGCAGGGAAUAUGGAUCAGUGAUCCUUCAAUAUCGUGGGAUGUGGUGCAAGAGGAGAUCCCUGCAGUCGACUUCGUGAACAAAUACGCUGGUCUCUUUUCUUUCAAUCAAACGUACAUGGACUACCUCAACGAGAAGGCCGCGACGUGCAAUUACACUGGCUACAUGGAUAAGUACGUCACAUACCCUCCAACAGGUCUCCUUCCCCUGCCUGGAGACUCUAUCGAGUUUGCCGAGGGCUGCGAUGUCUGGGACGACAUUUUCUAUAAUGCAUUGAUUAUCAACCCUGCUUUCGAUGUCUAUCGCAUCUGGGAUACUUAUCCGAUUCUAUGGGAUGUCUUAGGUUUCCCAGGGUCGUUCCCACAGACGCAGUCUCCGAUCUACUUUAACCGAAUAGAUGUCAAGGAAGCUAUCCACGCGCCCGUUGAGACACAGUGGUCGGAAUGCUCUAAUAUCAAUGUCUUCCCCAACGGAGACAGCAGCUUGCCUCCUGCCUUCACUGUGUUACCGAAUGUUAUAGAGAAGAACCAGCGGACCGUCAUUGUGCACGGCCUCGCCGACUUCAUUCUCAUUGCUGAUGGAACCAGAAUUGCCAUCCAAAACAUGACCUGGAAUGGUUUGCAAGGAUUCCAGACGCCUAUCGCUAACGACAGCUUCAUUGUCGAUGGUGUGGGUGCCUAUGGCACAACACACUCGGAGCGGGGACUCACAUAUUACGAAGUAGCCUUGAGUGGACACAUGAUUCCGCAGUUUGCGCCAGUGGCCGCCUUCCAGAUUAUGCAGUACUUGAUGGGCUUUAGGGACACGCCUUAG
This is a messenger RNA of Suillus plorans, 1566 nucleotides long. RefSeq names its product Alpha/Beta hydrolase protein. The transcript has 15 exons. Gene Ontology annotation, biological process: proteolysis. Bases 1 to 1566 code for a protein of 521 amino acids. Gene Ontology annotation, molecular function: serine-type carboxypeptidase activity. The record is from RefSeq and is a predicted model, not a curated record. NCBI's taxonomy places the organism in Eukaryota, Fungi, Basidiomycota, Agaricomycetes, Boletales, Suillaceae.